UCUGACCUGGGAGCCGUUAGGUGGGGAAGCCAUUGGGGGGCCGGUCAGGGGGCUGUACAUCUCGAAGGGGAGUUGAGGAAUCCGGGGACCCCUGGGAGUGCAGGGGGGGGUUGAAGGCUCGGGCCCCUAGGAGUGCACGGGGCCCCCCUAAAAGUAGAGCCAUGGCCACCCGGCGUUUAACAGACGCGUUCUUGUUGUUGCGGAACAACGCGAUCCAAAACCGGCAGCUGCUGGCCGAGCAAGUGAGUAGUUACAGCUCCUCCAGCCCUCUGAAUUCACGUAGCAUGGCUGCUGCGGAGCUGGAUGAGCUUGCUGAUGAUCGCAUGGCACUAGUAUCCGGGAUCAGUUUAGAUCCUGAAGCAGCAAUUGGUGUAACAAAGAGACUACCUCCCAAAUGGGUUGAUGGAGUGGGAGAAAUUCAAGAUGAUAUCAACAGGAUUAAACUGAAGAUGAAAGAAUUAGCCAGUCUUCAUGACAAAUAUUUAAACAGACCUACUUUGGAUGAUAGCAGUGAAGAAGAACAUGCAAUAGAAAUUACUACCCAAGAGAUCACACAGCUAUUUCACAGAUGCCAGAGAGCAGUGCAGGCCUUGCAAAGCAGGUCACGUAAUUGUACAGAACAAGAAGAACGUGUUCUCAGAAAUGUAGUGUCUUCCUUAGCACAGUCCCUUCAGGAACUAUCCACCAACUUUAGGCAUGCACAGUCUGACUAUCUCAAACGCAUGAAGAAUCGAGAAGAAAGAUCCAAGCAUUUCUUUGACACAUCAGUCCCACUUAUGGAUGAUGGAGAGGACAAUACUCUUUAUGACCGGGGUUUUACAAAUGACCAGUUAGCAUUGGUGGAAGAAAACACAUUAAUGGUGCAGAUUGUACAAUCAAUCUCUGAUCUUAAUGAAAUAUUUAGGGACCUUGGAACAAUGAUAGUGGAACAGGGUACAGUGCUGGACAGAAUUGACUACAAUGUUGAACAGUCGUAUAUAAAAACUGAGGAGGGAUUGAAACAAUUAAAUAAGGCUGAGCAAUAUCAGAAGAAGAAUCGGAAGAUGCUUGUCAUUUUAAUUUUAUUUGUAAUAGUAAUUGUCCUUAUUGUUGUCCUUGUUGGUGUAAAGUCACACUAGGUAACAGUUCUAUGAUUUUCUUAUUUUUGUGUGUAUGUAAUUUUUUUCCUACUCUGAAAGGAUGGACCUGCACUCCAGAAAGUUGCCUUUGAAUGUAUAAGCCCUACUGGUUUUAAAGUCCGUGCAGUGUUUCAGUAGAACUCUUCGCUAUACAUGCUUCGGUGAUAUGAGAGGUGUUUGUAAAACUUGUACAGAAAAUGUCAGGACAAUUUAUAAGGCUACCAAAUUGGUCAUCCAGUUCUUUAUCCAAACACUUGGAAUACUGUGCAGUAUUUUAAAAAAUAUGGAAAAUAAGAGUAGAAAUUUACAAGAAAGAACAAUAAUUAGUAUUUUACUAUGUGCAAAAAAGCGCUGUUCUUUGUGUCUUACAUUGCAAUUUUGUAAACUAGAAAGGUUUUUAUGGGACUAUGAUUUAGAGGUUAAAUGCCUUAAAAGAUGCACAAAAUUCUAACUGAUUUCACAUAUUUUCUCCAAAUUUUUAAAAAAUAUAUUUGAAUUGACUAUUGAAAAAGAAACCUCUUAAAACAGAGCAUAAUUCAACCCCUGUGAUCUGAAUUUAGAUUUUGCACCAUUAGUAAUGAUCAAGGUAGUAUCUGAAAGUGUACAUAACAAGACUUAAUCACUGGUAUAAUCUAACAUGUAUAAUUAAUUAAAGUGACUUCCUAAGCCUAAAUAAUCAUAGGGAUAUUUUUUCCUUAUCAAAAGAUCAUGCACAAUAUUUCUAUUGCAAAUGUAUUGGUUAUAUUUAAAGUACAUUUGGCUACAUUAAAAUGGUUUUAAUGGUUAGAACUAAACCUGGAAGAGAGAGGAAAUUCUCCUUCUAGCCUCCUGUAUCUUUCAUUUAUUUCCCUCCAUCAGGUGUCCCACAAGUAGCUCCAAACAUUUACAGUACAUCUAGCCAUGCACUCAAUCUACAUGAGUAUUUCAGUAUUGGUAUAAUAUGUAUUGCAGUCAUUGCCCCGGCCAGACUUUUUCAGGGACAAGUUUAAGGUGCAGUAUUGAUCAUGACUCAAAUUCUGUACUAGGAUUUUUGAUUUGCUGUGAAUUGGCAGCAGUGCAAUUUGCUAUAGAUCAUGUAGGGGAGAGAGAGGAAAAAUCUUGAGCAGUGGAAUAUUAAUGGUUUAAUAUGGUCCAAAGCGGUGUUCAAUUUUAGGGACAUUACCUUACUGUCUUUAACAAGGCUUUUCUGUAUUGAAGAUUUGGUUUUUCUAAGGGGCUGUAGCUUGUGUUAAUGGCCACUUUCUGUUCUGAUUUGGCCAGUGGUCUGCAUGUGCUUGCACUGAUGUUGUGCCCAAAGCCACUGAAGCUCAGAUACACAAUAUAAUGAGUCUAAAGUUGUACAUGGGGGAUUAGGAUCUUCUGUCCAUAUCAGUGCACAGACCUUUUCAUGCCAUCCACCAACCCCUACUUAACCUAGUAAUGAUGAUAUGUAUGGGUCUUCCUUGGCAUAUUAAGAUAUGGCUCUUUUAUAAAGUAUUUCUAGCUAGCUACCAUAUAGAGCUUCCUUUGACAAGAUCUUCAGUCAGUAGGGGGAUUAGGAUAUCUGUUUACUCACUGGAAUAUUUCAGUUUCAGUUCCAAGUCUCUAGUUGUCAUAUAUGUCAAUCAAACAGGACAAAUUGACUCUCGUGGAAAGAGAUCUACUAAUGAAGAGGCUAUUCCCUCCUUCCUGCUCCGCCAACCCCUCCCCUCCUCUGAAGAAUUGCAGUUAGUAGCUGCAAGGCAGAGGAGGUGCAUGGAGGGACUUGAUAAUGAUUAGUCCCAAUAAUGGUUGUUUUCUAUAUUAAAAAUGGAGAAUAUAUUGUAGGCUAAAGAGAUAGUCCCUAGCAUGUGCUUAAAUUACUGUCUUGCAAGAUGAAUGUGCCAGGGAACUUUCUUGGAACUGGACUAAAUUUCACAUUUUCUCAGUCUCCCUCAGUUGGGAGAAACAUUUGUUGUCCUUUAUGAAUCAGGCAGAUGAUAGGAGACUAAUGGGAAUGUGGCUCAUUUAAGUUUCACAACUGGCUUAGUGAGGGCCAAAUCCAUAAUACAAAGUAGUGUAUGAAAUGGAAAAUAAUUCUGAGCACAUAGUUGGCCUUCCAUGCAGCACCACUACCCACAGAGUUACACACUCUACAGACAUUUGGAAAUCUUGCUGAUUAAAGUGUCACUUCUGAAUACCUCAUUCCUUGGGCUGAGCGCAUAUUUAGAAAAUGCAUAUUCGAUAUGGGGAACAGGGCAAAAUAAAUGUGUUGGGUGACUGGAUGGUUGUUUGGAUUGGUGCUGGAAUAUGAGGAGCCAUUCACCAUAUAGGUUAUUGGUUGAAAUCUGCUCCAAGUUGGUAGCAACCUUUAGUCACUUUCACCAGAUGGAUAAUGCAUGGCCUGUGUGGAAUAAGAUAAUUUCAGGCCAGUUUCACAAACUGGCAUCAAUUGGGACAUUCUGCACAUUUUAAAUGAUAGGCUAGUGAGACUGGACUAUCAUCCGGCCAUGAAAUGUGAGACACUGGGAAUCCAGGCUCUGUUUCUA
Pelodiscus sinensis (Chinese soft-shelled turtle) is the source of this 3625-nucleotide messenger RNA. NCBI's taxonomy places the organism in Eukaryota, Metazoa, Chordata, Testudines, Trionychidae. The record is from RefSeq and is a predicted model, not a curated record.